GGCGUAUUUUGAGAUUUUUCUGCCAGUUGGCUGAAAAGACGAGUGGAAAUAUCAAGAGUGGAAUUUUUUCACAAGUUCAAAAUUCGCCGAAUAUUCAGGGACAAUGCUCGUGUGGACAAGUGCCGCAUUUCUGUUCGUGUGUCUCAUGCCCCCUGCUUCAAUUCAUGUAGCAGCUGGGACACCUCCUAUCGAUGACCAGGAAUCGAAAACUUCGGAUAAUUUGGGCAGCUGGGACCGUUUGCCCGUCAUUGGUGUUUUGACGCAGAAAACGAAUUAUCCAACAAGCGCCGAACUUGGAACAACAUUCAUUCUGGCCCAGUAUGUGAAAUGGCUGCAAGCAGGUGGCGCCAAUGUCGUCCCAAUAAGACCCAACCAGCCAGACAGUUACUAUGAAGACAUCACCAGUAAGAUAAAUGGGGUACUCUUCCCAGGUGGGGGGAGAAACCUUCGAAUCUCCGGUUACGCCAAGGCUGCAAAGAAGAUCAAUCAGCUUGCCCUAGAGUACAACGAUGCAGGGAGCUACUUUCCACUUUGGGGGACAUGUCUUGGCUUCCAACUGAUGAACGCCCUCAGAACUGAAGGGAUGGACGAUGCCCCAGGGUUCAAAUACGCCUCGUUGACGAGAUGCGAUGCGAAAGAGUACAUGAUCCCACUCAAUUUUACCAAAGAUUUCCGCUCCAGUCGUCUCUUCAAGUCGAUGGAUCCUUCCUUAGUGAAAAUAAUUUCGGAGAAAAACAUAACAGCGAACCAGCACAAGUUCUGUGUUCCUCCAUGGAUCCACAACACCACCGAAGAGCUCAGCUCGUUUUUCAGCAUUUUGUCUACGAAUACUGACAGGAAGGGAUUCGAAUUCAUCUCUACGAUGGAAGCGAAGGACUACCCAUUUUAUGGCGUCCAGUGGCACGCUGAGAGGGGUAUCUUUGGGAUGGGAGCGCGGCACACGGAGUUGUUCACCAGCGAGUCCGUCAGAGUAGGGCAGUAUUUCACCAACUUCUUUGUGAAUGAAGCCCGAAAGAGCGACCACAGAUUUACCAGUACGGCAGAGGAGGCUUCCGUCUUGAUUGACAAUCAUCACCCAGUCAGGAUACCAUUCAAGCACUACCUGAGAUACAUCUUCCCCGAAAACUAAGUCAAAAACCGGUCAAAUACUCAGGCACUAUAUUCAAACUUAUAACGCAAAUUGUCAUUCCGUCUCGGACUGUGACGGACACUAGCUGUACCUUUCGGAGACAGCCUUUGAUGUCCGUAUGCCGACCGAACAUGUAAAAUGUACAUGUUCAGGUACAUGUACGUACAUACUGAACAAUGCACCCCAUGUUUGGUUGUUUCUAUAGCAAAUCUGGCGAGCAAAGAUGACUGGUAUCUCGUUGGUAGUCGUAAAUGUGACGUGUUGCGGCUGAAAGCCGUAUCACGCGUAAAAAAGUGGUCGAACUGCGUGUUGAUUCUUAUUGAUUGACAUUUAUUAAGUAACAACAACAGACUUUUGCCGGUUUUAACCUCUGUAUUCCAUGUUUGUUAAAAUCCAGUGACAUCCGAAAGUGGCUAGCCCUGAAGAAAAGAAGGGAAAAACAUAAAAGCAAUCCUGGCAUUGCAUUUACAGCAUGCAAAACUGACUUCAUUUGUCAACAUUUUAUCAUCAGGGGCUAUUAAUUUGAAUGGUUGCAGCAAGAUGAUUGUCCAAGCUAAUGAGAUAUCAGACAAAAAAGCUAUUUGUGUAUGAGUUAUCUAUUUUGCUAAAUAAAGGUAGACUGUACCACGCCAAUAUAGCGUACUCUUGUAUUUUACGUUUCCCAAAUUUACCGAUCGCCCCAAAAUAACAACUUGUGAUUGGUCAGUUUCCGGUGACUAUUACAUCGGUGCAGAAACUUAGGCUCCCGAUUGGUCGUCAAGACAGGAACCAGGUCAGUCUGAUAUUCUCCCUGCCAACACAGAUCACUAUUGGUU
Molecule: messenger RNA, 1944 nt
Organism: Lineus longissimus
Lineage: Eukaryota; Metazoa; Nemertea; Pilidiophora; Heteronemertea; Lineidae
Product: gamma-glutamyl hydrolase-like
Exons: 10
Coding region: 104-1129 (341 amino acids)
Biological process (GO): tetrahydrofolylpolyglutamate metabolic process
Cellular component (GO): vacuole
Molecular function (GO): gamma-glutamyl-peptidase activity
Source: RefSeq, a predicted model, not a curated record